Aspergillus sclerotioniger CBS 115572 is the source of this 774-nucleotide messenger RNA. RefSeq lists its product as uncharacterized. The transcript has 5 exons. The coding region runs from base 1 to 774 and encodes 257 amino acids. NCBI's taxonomy places the organism in Eukaryota, Fungi, Ascomycota, Eurotiomycetes, Eurotiales, Aspergillaceae. The record is from RefSeq and is a predicted model, not a curated record.
AUGGAUUCGACUCCUGAACAAGGACCUCUGUCCGGCAGGGACAUAAACUUCGACUUUGGGACCUGGGAAAUUGGCAAAAUUAUCUCCAGGAAAUACCGAGAACAGGAGGACCCACAAGGCGGCUCCACGUUGGAAUGCCACGAAGUUUAUGAAGCGAGCGCUAAAGAUCACCCCUCAAAGCAGGCCAUCAUAAAAACCAAAAAGCAAAUCGCCGAUUGGGAUGACUCUGAUUAUGACGAGCCUAGUGAGGAGAUCCAUCGUGAGAUCAAUAACCUAUCCGACUUGGAAGACUGUAGGGCCACACCUAAGCUUCUGGGAUCUGUGAUCUACACGCAACGCCCCGACGAAGAGUUGCCAGCCGGAUACGUUGCAUAUAUCGUGAUGGAGAAAGUUCCCGGCGAGGAUCUGGAAAACUUCGACACAUUCACCAGGGAGGAGCAGGAUCAUGCUCUAUGGGAAUUUGGUUCCUACCAUUACACUCACUGGGACCCACGAAGAGAAAACAUUGUAUGGGGACCCUCGAGUGGACAAUGCUUUAUUGUGGACCUCGAAGACGCCGAGAAAUUUCCAAGCCUAACCAAGCGUGAUACAUGCCUUGAUUCAUUCGCAGCAUUAGAGUCCUGGGGCUUAAUCAAGGGUUUGCAUGACGGUAAACUCUUCUUUGAGAAGGAUAGACUACUCGAAGAUCUCAAAGCUAGACUCGACAGUCAGGAACCGCCCAAGAUGGCCGGUGAACUUCAAUAUACGAUAUUUCGGAAGGGAGAAGGCAAGUAG